UUUUUUCCUAAAAAUGAAAUCUCAUGCUGAUAGGACAGAUUAUUUUACUGCCGGCUUGCAAUCAUUAUGUCAGUGAUUUUGCUUAGUUAAGUUGGCAGACUGGACCAGGUCCUAUGCGGUAUUUUCUAUUUGGCCGGCUUAUCUUUGUCUGGUAUAUAUGUUACUCUGCCGGCCUACUGUCAUCACAUCCAGUCCAUGACGCGUCCAAAUUUCUCCAAUUAGGGAAGCAAGGACGUGGUAUGCUACUUAAGAAGCGAGGUGAUACAUUCGCUACUUGCUACCUUCCAAUUCCACCAUUUGCCAAACUGCCAAUAGUGUGCUCCGGCACCAGCGGCGAUGGCCAAGAUCACAUCGACAACCACCUAUGCUCUUCUCAUCAUCUUCUUCGCUUGUUGCCUCCCUCCUACGGUUGUUCCCUUGUCCUUUGACUACCCAAGUUUCGGCUCAGAUGACCAGAGGGCUAUCAGAAUUGAAGGUGAUGCCUCCUUCAGCGUCGGCCGCGUCGAUAUUAGUGCGAACCAAGCAGGUAGGAUCCAUGGGAGCAAAGGUCGUGUGUCGUACAGCGCACAGCCCAUGGUGCUCUGGGAUGAGCAAACGGGCGAAGUGGCAAGCUUCAGCACACGCUUCUCCUUUGUCAUCAAGGCACAGAACAUCAGCAAAAAGGGGUGCGGCAUGGCAUUCUUCCUCGCAAGCUACCCGUCAAGCCUACCGACUGUGUCGUCGGCUUAUUACAACCUCGGCCUCACCAACCUAAGGGACGGCGCCAUAGCGACAGGUGACAGCCGGUUCGUGGCGGUGGAGUUCGAUACCCUCAGUGAGGCCCAGGUAUCAGACCCCAACAGAACUUUGGAUCACAUCGGCAUUGACGUGAACUCGUUAAUAUCGGCGAAUACCUCGGACUUACCGAGCUUCAGCCUCGACGGGACCAUGAACGCCACAAUCCAGUAUGACAACAUCUCAAGUAUCAUGGCUGUGACACUAUUGCUUGGUGAUGGUCGAAAUUCGAACUACAGCGUUAGCUCCAAGGUUGAUCUCAAGAAUGCAUUGCCUGCGGAAGUCUCUAUUGGUUUCUCGGCGUCGACGGCAGCAUCCAUUGAGCUGCAUCAGCUUCUUUCUUGGCACUUCAACUCGUCGCUGGAACUUAAGACGGCACCGGUGGUAGCACCGCCUGUACAAUCAGCAGCCUCCUCGGGAACCUCCAGUUCCGGAGGUAUAGCGGGAGCUGCCGCUGGGGCAUCACUUUUCCUUGUGGCGCUCUUCGCUGUUUCAGCCUUGCUGGUCCGUCGUCAUCGGAACAAGAAGAAGCAGGAAGCAGAGGGGAAGGAUAUGGACUCGGAAGGCGAGGUGGUCAUGGAGAUGGAGUUGGGGACGGGGCCAAAGAGGUUCCCGUAUCGACAACUCGUCAAUGCGACGAGGAACUUCGCAGCGGAGGAGAAGCUCGGGCAAGGUGGCUUCGGCGCAGUGUACAGAGGCCACCUGAGGGAGCUUGGCCUCUCGGUGGCCAUAAAGCGGUUCUCCAAGGACUCGUCUAUGCAAGGGAGAAAGGAGUACGCGUCGGAGAUCAACGUCAUCAGCCGUCUGCGCCACCGGAAUCUGGUGCAGCUCCUCGGCUGGUGCGACAACCAUGACGAGCUCCUGCUGGUCUACGAGCUCAUGCCCAACCGCAGCCUCGACAUCCAUCUCCACGGCAAGGGCACCUUCUUGACAUGGGCAAUGAGGAUGAAGAUUGUCCUCGAUGUUGGCUCUUCGCUGCUCUACCUCCACGAGGAAUGGGACCAGUGUGUGGUGCACCGCGACAUCAAGCCGAGCAACGUGAUGCUGGACGAGUCCUUCGGCGCCAAGCUAGGCGACUUCGGGCUCGCGAGGUUCAUCGACCACGCCGUCGGGCUGAAGACGAUGACCGUGGUAUCGGGGACGCCGGGCUACGUGGACCCGCAGUGCCUGAUCACCGGCCGUGCCAGCUCCGAGUCGGACAUAUACAGCUUCGGCGUGGUCCUGCUGGAGGUGGCGUGCGGGACGAAGCCGAUGAGCACGCUGGACAAGAAGAGAGGCGUCUUCCGGCUGGCGGAGUGGGUCUGGGACCUUUACGGCCAGGGAGGCGUUCUCGAAGCAGUCGACCAACGGCUGGACGGCCACUACGACAAAGCGGAGGCGGAGCGCGUGAUGGUCGUCGGGCUAUGGUGCGCGCACCCGGACCCGACCGCACGGCCAUCCAUCAGAACGGCCAUGGCCACGCUGCACUCGAAGGAUGCCAAGCAGCUGCCCCUGCUGCCGUCCAAGAUGCCCGUGCCGACCUAUGCGCCGCCAAUGGCCCCGUGGGACGGGCAGUCGUCGUCGUCUUCUGCAGGGAUGUCGACGUCCACCGUGACGCGAUCAUCAACGACGAGCGGCUUCACGGGGCCACAGCCAGUCGUGAUGCCCAGGGCCUGAGCACCGGCUUGGGCCAUGUCGAGAUCGUCGGGGCUUUCGGCUGGUCAGGUUCUUCUUGGAUCUUCACGUCCAGAUAGCCCUGCUAGAGGCCAGCAGCGGCAACUACUAUGAUGGAGAACAGAUGGACUGAUUGUUUUGCUCUGCAACAUUAAUAUUUGCGUUAGGAUGAUUCUCUUUUUUGGUGGCCAUGUUCCUGGGAUGGAUGUCUGAAAUGUCCCCCUCUUUGUGUUAUAUUAUACUGACUGAAGAAAAUAUAUGACUCUUCCUUUGUUCAUGGCUUAA
Lolium perenne is the source of this 2712-nucleotide messenger RNA. Its product is annotated as L-type lectin-domain containing receptor kinase IX.1. Gene Ontology annotation, biological process: protein phosphorylation. The record is from RefSeq and is a predicted model, not a curated record. Gene Ontology annotation, molecular function: ATP binding; protein kinase activity; carbohydrate binding. NCBI's taxonomy places the organism in Eukaryota, Viridiplantae, Streptophyta, Magnoliopsida, Poales, Poaceae.